Molecule: messenger RNA, 2133 nt
Organism: Rhizopus microsporus ATCC 52813
Lineage: Eukaryota; Fungi; Mucoromycota; Mucoromycetes; Mucorales; Rhizopodaceae
Exons: 6
Coding region: 119-2071 (650 amino acids)
Biological process (GO): nuclear-transcribed mRNA catabolic process, deadenylation-dependent decay
Cellular component (GO): P-body; CCR4-NOT core complex
Molecular function (GO): molecular adaptor activity
Source: RefSeq, a predicted model, not a curated record
AAAUACAUCAAUAGACCUUGAUGCUCUCUUUACCUGUCUUGAAUUGGAUUACUUUAGCAAAAUUAUAAUUUCUGUAUCCUUGUUCCGUAACGCAAAUAGACAAAUCUACAACCAAGUCAUGUCUAUCUUUAAAACAGAUUCAACGAGAGCAAAAGAUAUGCUGACCAACACUAUCAUACCUUCAAAUCUCGCCUUAUAUUUCAUUGAUUGUUUUGCGACAGCCAUAAGUGAUAAAGUAUAUGAACCUACCAGCAAAGAUUUGGAGUGGAUCCUAAUGCUAGCUAAGCAAUACCCUUCGGAUAAUGAUACCUACAUAAACGUAUUUCAAGCAAUGCUCCUAGAAUCAAUCCAAAAAGAAGAGACAAGCUAUCUAAGAGACACCCUUAUAGCAUGUAAAAGCCAAAGUCUUUCAACAGAAGACACAAUUCGAUUUAUAGAGCACCUAGUUGAGACUUAUGUUCGAUGGCCAACCCUGACUGAGCCAAUACUGCAGACAAUAAAUGAGCAAGAGAUGCUUCCUUACAUGCUUAAUAUAUUGCCACCAAUAAUCUCUUUAGACUUGGCUUCUGCAGCAAGCCGUCAAAAUAUGAUAAACUUGGAAACGUGGCUCCCGCAAAAAAUGAAGGCUCAAAGUGAUAUAUUCAUACCAGCAUGCUUAGAUUAUCUUUCUCAAAAAAUAAUUAUCAAGGCAUACUCUAUUCAACAAGAAGUAAAUGGGAGUAAGCCUGUUUUGCCUUCUGCUAAAGAAUUGGAAAUCAUUUUGAAAACACUGGCAAAUAGUAUCACUUCUCCCUAUCAGUUUGAGCAAUAUAUGAAACUUCAGAACCAAUGUUAUAUGCUAUAUCCUGACCUAAUCAAUACAAAUAUUAACAUACAAGAUAUUGAACGAGAAGCUGAUGCUUAUUACGAACGCCUUUAUAACGAUCAGCUCUCAGUAGAUGAUAUGCUCAGUUUAAUGAAACAACUAAAGACUGUAGGCAACCGACAAGAACAACAGCUAUUUCAGUGCAUGAUUCAUGUUCUUUUUGAUGAAUAUGAAUUUUUUUCAAAGUAUCCAGAAAAAGAGCUUAUGAUGACAAGUAAACUAUUUGGACAGCUUAUCCAACAGGACAUUAUGCCAGAAGAUCAGCUAGAUUCAUGUUUUCUAUUUAUAUUAGACGCCCUACGUAAUUCGGCACAGCCAAGGAUGAUUGCUUUUGGCAUAGAUACUGUCAAGCAAUUUAUAGAUAGACUAGAUGAAUGGCCGCAGUUUUGUAAGAGUAUAGUAGAACUUCCUGGACUUGUACAAGUUCAACCAAGGUUUAUUCAUACAGUAAGACGAACCUUGAUGAGAAGCCGUCCGAUCUCUUUUACAAGCAUUCAUUUGCCUGCUAUCCCAAAUUCGGCAAUGUCUGAACUUGAUGGACUGUUUGAAGUGCCUGAAGAGAACACACAAAGAAGAUUAAUAACAGCCUUCAACUCCAUUCAACAGGAUAGCACUCAGAGUAAAAUAGAAGAAUUUACACAAGUGCUAAAACCAACAUUCUACCAAUGGUUUAGCCGUUACUUGAUUGCCGAGCACAUUAUUGCAGGAUCAGAUAAUCAAACAUUGUGUUUAUCUAUCUUGAGACACAUCAACUCGAAGCUAUUGGAUGCCUGUGUGUUGUAUGAGUCUUUUUUAAAUAUUUUACAUAUUUUACAUACAACGGAUGUUAGCACUGCUCAUUUUGAUGCACUUACAAACCUUGGCUCAUGGCUAGGGAAGAUCACAUUGGCUCAGAACAAACCAAUUUUAGAGAAGCAUAUGGCAAUGAAGGGGUUACUGCUGCAAAGCUAUGACGUCGAUCGGUUAACUUUGACUUUACCUUUAGUUUGCAGAGUACUAAAACAAGGCUCUUAUGGAAGAGUAUUUAUACCUCCUAAUCCUUGGCUGAUGGGUAUUCUAUCAUUACUAGCUGAAAUCUACGAAUAUGGCGAUAUACCAGUCGGCUUGAAACAUGAAAUAGAAGCACUGUGUAAGAGCUUGUCUAUUAAAUUAAAAGAUAUCAACAUAGCAUCAAUAUUAAGAAAUAGAAGAGUAAUAGAUUAUUAGCUUAUCCUAUUCAACUUUUAAUCAUUUAUCUGUAAUUAUUACAAAAUGACAUAAACUUUAUA